UCCUCUUGAAAAACUCAAAGAAAUUCCUCCCAUUUGAACUCAUUGCUUAUAUUGAUAAGUUCACUUGCAACUACUGCGUGUCUUGAGAAUGAAAGAGAUACUGCGUAUGCAUCCUGAAGUGUAUAGGGCUGCAAAGUCGGGAGAAUUUCAUUCCCUGAUGACAAUAAGUUUGGAAAAUGGAGAGAACCUUUUCCACCAAACAACGCCAAAGGGAAACAAUGUUCUUCACGUUGCGGCUCAAUUCGAGCGGGCAAAUUUCAUCCAAGAGUUUCUUCAAGAUCUACCAAGAUCAUCCCUUCUUUGGAAAUGUAAUUGCAAAGGAGACACUCCCUUACAUGUUGCUACUCAACUAGGAAGCUAUGAAAUGGUUCGAGUAUUUAUUGAUCGGGCGAAAGCAAUACAUCAACCUGACGAAUACAAAGAGCUACUUAGGAUAUCAAAUUCAGAUGAAGAUACCUUGUUGCACUCUGCAAUAAGAGGACAUUGCAAGGGGGUCGUGGAGUUGCUUAUUGAAGAAGAUCCUCACCUAUGUGAUAUUGUUAAUGCUGCUGGUGAAUCCCCGCUUUAUCUCGCAAUACAUCGAAGAUUUCAGGAUAUCAUUGAGCCGAUUUUAUGUGCUUCCUCGUCGCCAUCCUCUCGUAAGGGCCCUAAUGGACUGACAGCUCUGAAUGCUGCAGGGCUCCUCCCACUAUCAAGUUGCAAGAAAAUCUUGGAGAAGAUACCAGAACUGAUCAGAGAAAAGGAUGAGUGUAGAGGGUGGACUCCUCUUCAUUAUGUCGCUCACUUUGGCAAAGUUGAUGCAGUUCAACUGCUCUUGCAACAUGAUACCUCCGUUGCAUAUGAGUUAGAUAGAGAGGGGAAUUCAGCUCUUCACAUUGCAGCGUUUCAAGGCCACAUCGAGGUCAUUGACAAGCUCGUUACAUCCCAUCCUGAUGCUUGGGACAUAAUAAACUUUAAAAGGCAAACCGCUCUUCAUGCAGCUGUUCUCGGAGGAGAUGUAAAGGUAGUCAAGUACAUAUUAGAGAUGCCAAACCUGAAGAAUAUUAUCAACGAAAAAGACAUUCAUGGAAACACGGCUUUGCAUUUGUCUGUGAAUCUUAGAAAAUACAAAAGCACUCUGAUACUUGCAAGAGACAAGAAGGUGGACCGCUUUGCCACAAAUAAGAAUGAUUUGACCGCUCUUGACAUUAUACAUGCUAACGAUAAGAACAAUCUCUCAAGACUUCUAGCUAUUCGUGCAUUGCAAGGAUCUCAUGGAUUCCCGACUAUUCAACAGUGGGCUGUGAGAGAUAUUAAAAAGAGGUUAGACAAGCAACUUUUUGAGGAUCAACCAGCUGCUCCUCCAACCACAGGAAGCGAUUCGUCAUUGAAAAGCUUUAUUGAGCUUGAACUACUAGUGGCAGCACUCAUAGCUACAGCGACCUUUGCCGCAGCCUUCACGAUGCCAGGAGGUUAUAGCAAUGACGGACCCAACCAAGGAAUGGCGACUCUUGCUGGCAGGCGAUCGUGCAAAGGCAAAUUUCACCUCAACGCCGCAAAUUGCAUUUACAUUGCGAUGUUGGGGAUGGUGCUAGCCUUUGCGUCUGGUGUUUUCUGGGACCCCGACCGUCGUUUUACAUUGCUCUGGGCAGGUCCCGGUGAUCUCCUCCCAAAAUCCACGGCCUGA
Eucalyptus grandis is the source of this 1666-nucleotide messenger RNA. RefSeq names its product protein ACCELERATED CELL DEATH 6. Gene Ontology annotation, cellular component: plasma membrane. The coding region runs from base 89 to 1666 and encodes 525 amino acids. The transcript is spliced from 5 exons. The record is from RefSeq and is a predicted model, not a curated record. Gene Ontology annotation, molecular function: protein phosphatase 1 binding; protein phosphatase regulator activity. Lineage: Eukaryota; Viridiplantae; Streptophyta; Magnoliopsida; Myrtales; Myrtaceae.